Messenger RNA from Melospiza georgiana, 8147 nucleotides. RefSeq names its product leucine zipper protein 1 (gene LUZP1). The transcript is spliced from 4 exons. The record is from RefSeq and is a predicted model, not a curated record. Lineage: Eukaryota; Metazoa; Chordata; Aves; Passeriformes; Passerellidae. The coding region runs from base 434 to 3808 and encodes 1124 amino acids.
AAGCAUUAGCUGGCUCUUAAGGUUCCAGCACUGUUUUGUCUUCCCCUCUGGAUUGAUUUGAAAAUCACAGGAUGUGUUUCCGAGGCUGCAGAGGCUCCAAGGUGGUGCUGAUCAUCUGAUUCCACUGCAGCACUUUCUGCUCUUGUGCCUUUGAGGUGCCUGUGCCUCACGUGGGAGUGCAGUGGGUUACCUUAAAGGGAAAAUCUGAUGAAACUUCUUCAAGAACUUGUUGUUACAUGUGAUAUCUUAGUGGAAUUUACUGGAAUAGAAUGGAGAUUCCUGACCUAGGAUCUGGAACAGAGCUGCAAACACAUUAAUUUCUCAGGGUGAGAUUGCCUCCACUCAAAGGAACCACAACAUACUGGAGAUACACAAGGUGUAUACCAUUCACCCAGACUAAGAAAAGCUUUGUUCUGAAAGGAAUAAAAGAAUCAUGGCAGAAUGUACAGGUUACAAGGAAACCUCAAAUCGACACCUCCGUUUCAAGCUGCAGAGCCUCAGUCGCCGCCUUGAUGAGCUGGAGGAAGCAACAAAAAAUCUGCAGAAAGCAGAGGAUGAACUGCUGGACCUCCAGGACAAAGUUAUCCAGGCAGAAGGCAGCAACUCCAGCAUGCUGGCUGACAUUGAAGCCCUGAGGAAAAGAGUGCUGAAGAUUGAAGGCAAGGAUGAAGAAAUCAGGAAGGCUGAAGAGCUUUGCAGAUUAAUGAAAGAAAAGCUUGAAGAGGAGGAGAGCCUCACUCGAGAUCUGAAGUCAGAAAUUGAACUCCUUCAGAAGAGAAUGGCAGAGCUGGAGAAGCUGGAGGAGGCUUUCAGCAGGAGCAAGAAUGACUGUACACAGCUGUGUCUUAGCCUCAAUGAAGAAAAGAACUUGACCAAAAAGAUAUCUACAGAAUUAGAAAUACUUAGAGUGAAAGUGAAAGAACUGGAAUCAUCUGAAGACAGGCUGGAUAAAACUGAGCAGACCUUAACAGCUGAGCUAGAAAAGCUGAAAUCCUUAGCCCUGAGCUUUAUCACAGAAAGAAAACAUUUUAAUGAAAGAGAAAAACAAAAUGAAAAAAUAAUCCAGGAGCUAACACAGAAAUUAGAACAAAACAACAAACUAAAUAGGGCAGAUCAAACUAGAAAUGCAUCCAACUUGCUAGAAAGGUCAUCCAACAAUCUCCUGGACAGAAAUGAUAUGAGAAUUGAAGAUGACUUGACUUCUGCACUGCCUUCUAAGGAGACCAGGAGGAAGGGAAGUGUGGAUUACCUGAAACACGUAGAAAAUGAAACCAGGAAUAAAUCAGAAAACCAAAAGAAUAAAAACCAGGAAGACAACAAAGUGAAAGAUCUCACCCAAGAAAUUGAGAAACUUAAAAUUCAAAUCAAACAUUUUGAAUCUUUAGAAGAAGAACUUAAAAAAGUGAGAGCCAAAAAUAAUGAUCUGCAAGACAGUUACUUGAGUGAGCAGAAUAAGAACAAACUCUUAACAGGUCAGCUAGAAGAAAUAAAAAUGCAAAUAAAGAAACAGAAAGAGCUGGAGAAUGGAGAAGUUGAAAAUGAAGAUACAAGCUUUUCUAGCAGAGGAAAGCAUGACAGACCUAAAUACAGAGGUGUCCUGGCUGAUUUGGCAGCUGCUAAGCACAAGCCAAGGGAGCUCUCACCACAGCAGCGCCGGGAAAGAGCGCGGAACAGAGACUUUGCUCUCAGCAAUGACAGCUACAGCCACACUGCUAAAAGAGUGCCCAGUCCAAGCUUGAUGAACAGAAAAGCAGGGAAAGCUUCUGCUGCAUCUGCCCUUUUAGACACUGCUGUCACAGACACAAGGAGACUGGAAGAGAAAUCUUUAGUUUCCACUCUUUCUUCUGGUCAGAAGGAAAGCUGCGUCGUGCAGAACGAGGGGAAGAGAUCCAAAGAGCAGCCAUCUGUCCUCAGCCGGUAUCCUCCUGCUGCACAGGAGCAGAAGGCUUGGAAAGCACCUUCCAAAGCUGUUGGUGACACAGGCCUGAGAUGCAAGGUGGAAAAGCCAUCUCAGGUGUUCCGUGGGAGCUGCCAGAAUGGCGCUGACGCGCGGGAUGAAAAGCCAAGCAAAGGAGAAUCAGUGGCUUCUUUGUCUGACAAGCUGAAGACAAGUCAGGCUGAGGUCAGUGAGGGCUUGGGGGACCCACAGCUCACCAGGGGUACCCACAGCUCUUCCAAUGGCACAGCCUCUGCUUACAGGUACCACGUGUCCUCCAGCGGGUCAGCCUCGGACUCUGCUGCCUCCAAAGUGGAAGCAGCGAGCACUUUUGCCUCAUCACACAGACAGCCCUCAGAGGGGAGGGCCAAAAGGGCAGUGAUCUCCCAGGAAAGAGAAGCUGCAGACACGUCACCUGAAAGUGGGAAGCUUUCAACACUGACAAAGCGCUCCCAUCACUCCAGGAGUCAGGAGGACAUUCUGCAGCUUCUCACAGGUCUUGAUAAAGAAGGCACUGAGCAGUCUUCAAGUUCAGCAGCAGAUCAUGUAAAUAUGGGUUUAAAAAGUGACUCCAAAACCAUCCAGAGUAACCAGGAAAAAGUUAAUUCAGAUGAAGAAUCAGGGAGAGGCAAAAAACCAACCACUCUGUCGGAUUUUGAGACAAGAAAAAAAGUCAGUUCCAAGCAGUUCUCCAAUUCUAGGGGAGUUUUUAGAGCAUCGCUUUUUGAAAAUGACAAAAAAACUGUGAAUGAUGAAGACUCUACCAAGAGCAUAAAACCAUUAGAUGCCAGCACUGGAGAAUUGAAAUCCAGAAGAUCCUUCAGCCCUAGAGAAGCUCUGAGAUCAAAAGCCAUCAUUAAACCUGCAAUUGUUGAGAAGGAUAUGAAGGCAAUCAUGGGAGGGACUGUUUCAGAGGCAGAGUCAGAAAAACAGAAGUCUACUUUUAAAAUGGUAACAAAUAAAAUGACAAGCAGCAUCACAAUCUUUCCUUCUGAGCCAACAGCUUCAAGGACCACUGCAGAUGCAGCAGCAAAGCAUGUUACCACCAGCAACAUCAGAGUGGCUUCAAAUGAGCCUUCACCACCAAUAACAAACAAUGUCCCUUCACCCUUUGAGGUGGCAAUAAAUAGAAGUGCUCUGAAGUCAUCUGAGGCAGACAGAAGUGGGGAGGCAGUGCUGAGGAGUAAAGCUGAAACAGUGGUCUCGAGAAGCAGCAUUAUGCUAAAGACCUCUGAAGUGACAGAGAGGAACAGUGGAGAGAAUCAGCUCUCUUCCAGAGAGCCUUUGGAGACAAUCAGCUGGAAGAGCCACGGCUCAUCAGAUGCAGGUUCAUCCGAAACAAAGCACGUCACUGUCAGAAGUUCCUGGAGAACAAGGCAAGGCCUGCAUUCCCUGGAGGACUCUCAAACCAAAGCGGAGAAAAGUGCAACUUUCAGUGCCACAAACUUGUGUAGAUCCUCAGUGGACCUUUUAGAAGGGGAAGGGAGUAGCUCAAAACCAGACUUCACGGAGCAGCCUUCCUCAAGGACAGGUGCCACAGCUAAUUCUUGGAGUGCCCCUGAGCUGGGCUCCCGAAGGACCAAAAGCAACUUGAGUGCCCCUGAGCUGGUGCCCCGCAGGAGCUGUGCCAGUGACCCUGCAGCAGCUGCUGCUUGGCAGCGCUCCCCGCCACCUGAUGAGAGCAAGGAUUUUGUGUCCAGUUCCAGAAGGAAGCAGUAUGGCUCUUCUGAGUACCUCCUCCAGGCUGACACUCUGGGCAAAAGGACAGCCAAGGUGGAGCUGCAGGAGCAUGAAUCCAACUCCCCUGCACCACCAGGGCUCCAGGGAGAGGAGCAGGGCCCUGCCCGUGCUGGCCGGACAUCGCGGAGAUGAGGGAGAUGAGCUGUGCUCCCCUCUCAGCCCAUGGUGAAGCAAGAGGCAGGACAGUACCAAGCUCAGAGGCAUCACCACCUGUUUGUGACCUCUCCAGAGGCUUCAAGCAGCCUGGAACCAGUUUUGUAAUGAGAAUUGAAAGGUACAAGAGCUUUACCAGUGAAUUCUUUUUCUUCAUUGCUGAAGAGGCAGCUGCAGAGACUUUGCUCAGGGGACUCCCACUUCUCAUCUCUGUACCUGCAAUCCUUAUCUUCCCUGUAGGAUGAUAGCUCUGUCUCCAUAUGGAAAGUCUGACUACCUAGCCUCUCUGAACAAUGGUACUCCUUGCACAAGAGAGAACUUUUUGUUCACUUGCAUUCACACAAGGUCCCAGCAGUGUCCCUGUGAUUGCAUCCACCAGCCCAUGAAGCUGUCCACCACAACUGGAGGCUUUCAGUUCAUAUGGAGUUUGCAUUUUCCUUGCUGGCUGGGGCAGUGGUCACCUCAGCACCUGUGUUUCCAGCACCCUUGGGCAAGAGGAGACUGUUCCCCGCUGGUUACUUUACAAAUUGAGAGGGAAGGAGAGCAGAAAAUGCUUAGAAGGAGUUGGUUCCCUAUCACUGUCAGUCUCUGCAACAAGCUUUGCAUGAUCUACUCAUCACCAGGUGAGAUAUGCACCAAGAAAUCAUCCAGUGAGCCAGAGCAACACAGCAGUGACACCUCCUCCUCCUCCUGGGCCCAGGUGCCAUUUAUCUGGAGCUUUGUGUUACACUCUGCAGGCAACAGCUCUGUGCUGGUGCAAGGCACUCGAGCCCUAUGAGAAAAAGAAACAAGUGCUUUUCCUCACAGACAAGCACAAUGUCCUUGUUCCUUCCCACAGCAGGGUGGAGACAGCUGGGUUGGACCCUGUGGUAGCUUUGGUCUGUGCCUCACCCCCUGUCUGCCAUGCCAGGUGUGCUCAGAGACUGCUCACACACAGAGCUGUGUCCCCAGCAUGCAGCUGCUGUCACUGUGGGGCAGACACGUCCCCACAGCUCCAGGAGCUGCUCAGGUCACCAGCAGCUUGUCCUGAGCAGGGUGAUUGUCCCUGGCCCUCACAGCAGGGCUCUGACAGUCCCUCCUUUCCUUCCCAUCCCAUCUGCUGGGCUGGCCCCCACACAAACACCCCCAGUGCUGCCUGUCCUGUCCCUCUCUGCAGCAGCAGGACAAGGAGAAUUCUCCAGACACAAAAGGUCCUUGAUCUGUCUCAGAGGUGCUGUGGGCAGAGCUGCACCCCAACAGCUUCCCUGAGCUGCACCCCACACUUGUGCCCAUGUCCCCCCUCUGCAGGAGCAGGGACCAGACUGCCUGCACUGCACCUCCCUGGCCUGGGAAAUGCACACCUCAAUUCUGAGAAGAAAAUUAAUCAAAAAAAAAAAAAAACAAAAAAAAACAAAAAAAAAAAAAAAAACAAAAACACAAACCCGAUAGAGCUGGUUGCAAAAUAUCUAUGGAAACAUUUCUAUAAAAGGGAUGUGUUUUAGUGACAUGAUUAUUUUUUUUUUAUAAAGAUUGUUUGGAGGAAGGGAAAAAUUAUUUUUGAAAAAAGAAAGUUUCUUUUUGGAAUUUUAAAGAUGUUUUCCCAAGUGUAUAUUUUUAAUCCCUCAUUUUAUUCUUUUACAUAUCAUGACAUAUGUGUCAACUUGCAUAACAAGACAAAAAGAUGCUUUUAAAUUAGUACUGAGUGGCAGCUCUAAUAAUCUUUAAAUUAUAUUAAAAUAAAUUGCAUCAACUGCUCUCUCUUACCAUUGACAUGGUAGUGCUAGUAGAAUGAAAUAACGGGGAAAAAAAUUUAAACUGAAACUAAAAAAUGAAAGAAAGUGAAAUUCUGAAGCUAAAUUCAGACUUCUUACUGCCUCCCCCUGCUCUGUUUAUCAGGAAGGAUUGGAAAUCCUUAUGGAUUGUGCAGUCUGAAAGCAGUGGGUGCAUCAGUCCUGUGCAUCCUUCCUGAGCACCUGCUCUGCCCAGCACUCACUGGGUGCCAGGCUCAGCACCCACAACAGCUGCAUUGUCUGAGCAGCAGCAGCAGCAGCUUCCCUCACCCCUGUGUGCCCAGCAGUGCCCAGCUCUGCUCUGCUGCUGCCUCUGACUCUGCCCCUUGUGUGCCCUCCAGACCAAACCUGCUGCCUCAGCUGCCUCCCUCUGUACCUGCCUGCUCACCCUGGGAGCAGCUGGGAGGCAGCUUGGGGUGUCCCUGCAAUUCAGGUGUCACUGGGGUUCCCUCUCUGCUGGGAGCAGCUCUCCUGCUGUCACCUGCACCAGCCACGGUGGCUGUGGGAGAACCUGCAGGGUGUGGGGCUCCCCUUGUGCCCCCAGAGCCCUGCAGGGUGUGGGCGUGGGGCUCCCCUGCCCUUGGGCACUGCUGCCCAGGACCUGCAGCCUGGACAGACUGCUGGACAGCACGGACAGACUGAGGACAAGGAUCACUCUGGGCAGUGAUUGAAGCCUCCCCUCACAGUCCCAGCCCCAUCCUGCUGCAGGACGUGGCCUCACACACCACAGGGCGUCCCUGCACAUCCAGCAGCUUCUUCCUCCUCCUCCUCCUCCUCACCUUGUUGGCGUGGAUGUGGCUCAGCACAAAGAGCCUCCCAAGGGAAGUGGUUUCAGCUGUGGUGAGGAAAUCUCUGCAUCCCUGUGAGUCAACACAGGGGUGAAAUCAGCUUCCCUGAGCCUGCCCACAGAACUGGCUUUACCCAUCAGCUUUUCUGCUCACCCAAGAACACAGCUCUGAAAUGCAAGGGAAGAACCACCAGCAGCAAUGGCUGUUGGCUUUUCUCCUUCUGCCAGCCAGGACAAUGGGAGGGCUUUAGCCCCAGCUAUUGCCCCAGCAACACAGCACUGCUGGCACUGUCUUCAGGUGCUCCUCACAGAUGAUGUCUCUCCUUUCUCCAGCUGCCUCAGUUAUUUGUUCAAUAUUUUACAGCAGACACCUUGAACUCCUGCUCUAGACUCAGUUUCACUGCUUGUAAAUACUGGACACAGAUGUCACUUGGUAACUGCACACUGGUUGUUUUUACCACAGCUGAGAUGAAAUCUGAGAAAGAAAACCCUACCUAGUAUGGAAAGGGGCCAUGCCCUCUAGUCAAUGAGUGCAAUAGGAGCUGAUUGUAUUAUUAAUCUUAUAGCAAUGACUUCAGGAAACACAAUGUGUUGACUCGAAUUGCACACUUUUUUUGAACAGCUGUAAAAUAGAGUAUAUGUGUAAAUAUUGCCAUCACUGAAGAAGUAUUUGUAAUUUUAGCAUAUAAAUAUAACAGGCUUUCCAGCAGGCUCGAUGAUGCACAAGGCCACGCAUCGAGCCUUGGGUAAUUCCAAAGUUGUAAAUGUAUUUGCUGUACAGAGGAAGUGUCAGUGCUUGCUGCUCCCAAGGAACCUCAGCUGCUGCUCCCUCUGGAGAGCCAGGGCUUUCCCCACAAGGGCUGGCUCCAGCCUGAGGGCCCAGCAGCUCACUGCUUCAUGGAAUGCCUCCCUCACGUCUGAACACCUGUGCAGCCUGCAGAGCUGCCUGUCCAGCUCCUGGAGGCUCUGGGGACAGCCUGGCCCCUGCUGCUGUGCAGGGCAGCCUCUGCCAGGCCCCCAGCAAGGGAAAAGGGCAGGAAGCACAGGGCAGAGCCACGUGCCUUGCUGCUCCCAGAGACACUCGACACAAUCCCCCAGCUGCAGGUUGAAGCAAUAGUCACACUGGUGUCACUCUAACCUAGCAGACCUCAUCCCUGCCACCCUUGCACACGGCUGAAGCAAUCAGGGCACUGCUCCAGGCCAGCCCCAGGCUGAGCUGUGCCCAGAACAGAAGCCAUUGUCAGCAGCUGCCCCCAUGGCCAGGGCCCAAAGGAUCCCCCUGGGCUGCAGUGCCGGCUCCUGCUUUGGGGAAGCAGCACUCCAGGCUGCAUGGAAUGUAUUUUUAAGAGAAUAAAUCUAUUUUUUUGUAUUUGUGAACAUAUAUUUGGGUGGGGCAGCUUAGUUAGAAGACAAAUAAUGCAAGCAAUCUUUUCAUAAUCACAGGUUCAUCCGAGUUAAGCAGAUUUUCCAGGGUUGCAGUAUUGCCUUUUCCCCUAAAAUAAACUUUGUGUCCAAUAGAGCUAUGAGCAGUGUUCCACCCUUAGAACUUGCCCUGUCUCAGCAUGCUGAGUAGAGGAAAGCCAGCACUUUCCUCCCCAGGCUGCCCAUGCAGUGGAUACACAGAUGGUGCUCACCUCCUUCCAGCGACACAGUGCUCUUAGUCUGCAUGCCAAAUGUAAACACACUCGUAUCUGCAUGUCUCUCCUGACUCAAUCACUGUCAGUGCUACAGUAUAUAACCAAUAAACACUCUUCUCUUUUUA